Messenger RNA from Camellia sinensis, 1630 nucleotides. The record is from RefSeq and is a predicted model, not a curated record. Lineage: Eukaryota; Viridiplantae; Streptophyta; Magnoliopsida; Ericales; Theaceae.
CUUCAUUCUCUAACUUCUCUCUACUUUCUCUCUCAUUUUCCUUUACUUUCUUGGAGGCCAAACACCACACCUUUGCUCCACCCUUACACCACCACCUUGACCCACCAUCUCCACCACCUCCGGCCACCUUAUCUCGCCGGAAAAUGGGUCCGGUCGGCACUCCUUGAAUCCAUCCGAAAAUAACACAAUAGAAGCACAAACUCUAGAUUUUUCUUAAUCUUUUGAAGAAUCAAAGCAUGGGAUUUAUUUUCUUGAUGGAUUAGAGGCUUGUACUUGGCGCGUAUGGCAAGGCGAAGAGUUCAUAAGAGUCGCCCCCUUAUGGAAGUACUUGAGGCUGAGCGAGAGCCACAUCUUAGUGUUGGAAAUGAAGUUCCACCUCGGGUUCAGGAAGAAGAGAUUGAACAUGAAUCGCAUAAUGAGCAAACUCAAGAGUCAAGUGCCAAUCCAGAAGUGGGACAUUCAGAUAGAGUCGUACCACCAAGGGUUGACACAGCUCCAGCAUUUUUUAGACCCUAGUGUGCAGCGCCUUUUAGAGUCAAUGGCUAGCCUAGCGGAGAGGCAGACUCACAUCCUUGAACAACAGAAUGCAGCACAGUCAAGGCCAUUUGUGCAACCUACAGAGAACCGCCUCACCGCAAUUGAGAGGUUCAAGAAGUUGGGGGCUCCAUCAUUUUCUGGAUCGCCCAAUCCUAUGGAGGCAGAGGCCUGGUUAAGGAGGGUAGAGCAGAUAUUUUCUGUGAUGGAAGUAUCAGACGAGCAGCGAGUUGCACUUGCUAGUUUUAUGCUGGUGGAGGAGGCUGAAUAUUGGUGGGAGGCCACGCAACGCCUACUUACGGCAAGUGGCACCGGAGGAUUGACCUGGAACCAAUUCACUAAGGUUUUCAAUGACAAGUACUUUCCAGCUACCUAUCGGUAUGAAAAAGAAAGAGAGUUCCUUCGGCUAGAGCAAGGGGAUUUGACUGUAGCUCAAUAUGAAGCUAAGUUCAUUUCUUUAUCUCGUUUUGCCCCUUCGUUUGUGGAUGAUGAGGAGGUCAAAUGUCGUCGUUUUACAGAUGGGUUGGAUUUGGACAUCAAAUCUCGUAUCCGAGUAUUGGGAAUAACUAACUAUUCGACCUUGGUUGAUAAAGCCUUAACAGUUGAGAAAGAUGUCAUAGAAAUGAAGUUAGCGGAACAACAGAAGAAGCGCCACCUUAGUUCAUCCCAUCAUGAGAACACAUCUAAUAGACCGUCAAAGAGAGGUGGUCAUGGUUAUGGUUCAGUCAAGAGCUCUAGUGCAUAUCAAAAAAAUAGAGAGCAUCCCACCCCAACCCAAAGCAUUUCUAAUCAGCGUCAUGGACAGUCUAGUGGGACAUCAUCUCAGUUUACUCGAAGUGUUUGCAAGCAAUGUGGGCGGGCACAUACAGGUGUUUGUCAUGCUGGUACCGACUUGUGUUUUCGUUGUGGCCAGAAGGGUCAUUUGGUGAAAGAUUGCACAGUUCCUAAAAUGACUAAUUUGGGAGAUACACGAGCUUGCUUCAAUUGCGGACAACCCGGACAUUUGGCUAGAGAUUGCACACGAACUGCUUUAUCUGCUAGUACUGGAGUUGGUAGUAAUAAAAUUUCAGGUGCCGGCCGAGGGGGAAGCCGAUGA